AUGUCGAAGUAUAGAGCUCCAUUACCACAUUUCAAUUGCAAGAGUAAAUUUGAGAAAAUUUAUGAAGAAAAUUUGAAUAAUGGAAGUUUCAAAAGGAUAAACAAUCGCAAGAAUAACGAAAUCCGGGAUAUGUUUAUCAAAUUAGGAGAAGAUGAAAACUAUGGUUCUUCAUGUUUCUAUUCAUUGGGGAAUACAAAAAUAUUAACCACUGUAUAUGGUCCUAAUCCAGAUUCAAAAUACGCAACUUAUAGUAAGGGGAAAGUUUUUUUAGACGUCAAAAGUUUGAAUAUUAACACAAUAGGAGCUAGCGAUAGGGAAAGAGAUAAUGAUAUAAAGAGUUUAUUGAUUGAAUGUAUUUCAAAUAUUAUUUUAUUAGAAAAAUAUCCGCAGUGUUCUAUUAAAAUAAAAUGUUUGAUAAUUCAAGAUGAUGGAGGAUGUUUAAGUGCAACAUUAACCUGUAUAUCUCUUGCCUUAUUAAAGGCACAAGUACAAAUGAAAGAUAUUAUUAUAUCGAUAAAUAUAAAUUCGAUAAUAUGUCCAGUUACCAAAAAAAUGUAUCAUCUUGUAGAUCUUGAUGGAAUGGAAGAAAAAUAUUAUCAAAGUAAAUAUGAAAUGAAUUCUAUAACAUUGGGUAUAUGUUUAAAUUUAAAGACUGUUUGUUUUUAUCAUGGGGCAGGCAGUUUUUUUAAUAGUAAAAACUUGGCUGAAAUAACAAGUUAUGGUGAAUGUGCAUGUAAAUCAUUAGGUAGUGAAAUAAAAAAAGUUCUGAAACAAUAUACGAAGAAAAGAAUAGAUUCUAUAUAUGAGAAAGUUAAUGUAUUAGAAUAA
Messenger RNA from Plasmodium adleri (nom. inval.), 828 nucleotides. RefSeq names its product 3'exoribonuclease, putative. The transcript has 8 exons. NCBI's taxonomy places the organism in Eukaryota, Apicomplexa, Aconoidasida, Haemosporida, Plasmodiidae. The coding region runs from base 1 to 828 and encodes 275 amino acids. Gene Ontology annotation, biological process: nuclear mRNA surveillance; poly(A)-dependent snoRNA 3'-end processing; rRNA catabolic process. Gene Ontology annotation, cellular component: nucleolus; nuclear exosome (RNase complex); cytoplasmic exosome (RNase complex). The record is from RefSeq and is a predicted model, not a curated record.